This is a messenger RNA of Sesamum indicum (sesame), 993 nucleotides long. RefSeq names its product vesicle-associated membrane protein 721. Gene Ontology annotation, biological process: vesicle-mediated transport. NCBI's taxonomy places the organism in Eukaryota, Viridiplantae, Streptophyta, Magnoliopsida, Lamiales, Pedaliaceae. The record is from RefSeq and is a predicted model, not a curated record. Gene Ontology annotation, cellular component: membrane.
GCUCGUGCCUAAUCGAUUGUUGCUUAUACUGUAAAGUUGACAAUGGGGCAAAACAGCCGGAAGACGCUGAUCUACGCACUGGUAGCGCGUGGUUCGCCGCCGGUGGUGCUGGCUGAGUACACCGAGUUCAGCGGCAACUUCAAUUCUAUUGCCUUUCAGUGCCUCCAGAAGCUUCCUUCCUCCAACAAUAAGUUCACCUACAACUGCGAUAAUCACACCUUUAAUUAUCUCGUGCACGAUGGCUUCACAUACUGUGUUGUUGCUGAAGAAUCAGUGGGGAGACAGGUGCCAAUGGCUUUUCUAGAUCGUAUUAAGGAUGACUUUGUGGCAAAGUAUGGAGGUGGGAAGGCCGCAACAGCUCCUGCUAAUGGCCUUAACAAGGAAUUUGGUCCAAAGUUGAAGGAGCAUAUGCAAUACUGCAUUGAGCACCCUGAAGAGAUAAGCAAACUUGCAAAGGUGAAGGCACAGGUUUCAGAAGUUAAGGGUGUUAUGAUGGAAAAUAUUGAGAAGGUUCUAGAUCGUGGAGAAAAGAUAGAGCUUCUGGUGGAUAAGACUGAGAAUCUUCAUCACCAGGCACAGGACUUCAGGGCUACUGGAACAAAGAUCAGGAGAAAAAUGUGGCUGCAAAAUAUGAAGAUCAAGUUGAUUGUUUUAGCCAUUGUGAUUGCACUGAUCCUCAUUAUAGUCCUCUCUGUCUGCAAGGGUUUCAACUGUGGAAAGUGAGCGAAUUACUCACUCAUCAGAUCAUAUGUGGAUCUCUGCUGAUUCGAUUGUGGUAGCGUCGGAAUGAUGUCCACUGAGAAACUCGUUACUGUAUGUAUUAAACCAGCGGUACGUAUACAAUAUCCUAGUUGAGCAGGACAAAGUUAUAGAACACAAUGAUAGUGGUAUAUUCUCCAAGUAUUACGUGAUUUUCAUAAAUUCCAUCUCAUGGACCAUAUUGUAAUACUAAUCUGCAGUUUAUGUUCAGUGCUCUGACUCUAAAGCAUGCUA